UCGUCAAGGUUCCCUUGAAACCCUUUGAAAAUGAUUCUUCACGAUGCCUGUGAUCAGAUUGUGUUCACCUGCAACUCUACGUUUGGGUGGAAGAGCUUUAGUGGGCCAUUCCCAGUGCACCCAAUUUGUCGAAGAUAGGGCAAGGGCACUGGAACUGCAGCGAAUCGGUCAUCUGCACACUACCUGAUGUGUCCUGCGUCCCUGAUGGGGAAGGCUUGCUCGUGCAGUGGGUACAAGAUGGCUUUAUCUCGAUGUCCAGUUCGCAGUGGGGAGACCAUGAGCUUGCAGAGGAGCGGAGACCUAACCUACUGAGUCUGAAGGCUUCCUAAUUUGUAGUGAUGAAGGAGGUGGGGGAGAUGUAGCAUUGCUAGAGGAAUCGUUCAGCCUUGCCAGGUGUGCAGAUGUUGUUUCACCAAAAGUUUCAUCCGCUGCGGGGGUUAACAUCAACUGGAAUAAGAGCUUGCAAGGCUUCCUCAUUGUCGUAUUCCUCUCUGGCUUCUUCCCUUGCUCUUGUGCUCCAUUCUAGGAGCUACUUCAGAUUGAUGCCUAGUAGUUGAUCAAUCAGUCGAAUACGGAGUUUUAGAGUCGGGUGAUGAGGGGUUUCGUUCGGUGACGCGGCGCUUCGAGGAUUAGUUCUAUCACGAGACUGUGCGAUUAGAUACGAUUCAUUUGGCCUCCACAACUUAGGAUUGUACUGAACUAGUCCUGUGUGCAAGCAGCCCGGUUCGAGAAAAUCAGUGCAAUUUUUCAUUGAAAUCGUAAGCUUCGAUUUUUUUUAAAGAGUUUUUCGCCCUAGUUUGCGCCCAGUGAUGGAGCGUCAUCGAACAGGUUCGAUUCAAGACGAGAAUGCGAAAUUGGAGAACUCACAGCAGUAGAUGUAAUAAUUUUGUAUAGAGUCGUCAGUAGAUUAUAAAGUACUUGAAGUUGUUGGGUAGACUUAUCUCUAGAAGUGAGGCCGCCGAAUUUUGAUCACCGUGUCUGCUGCCCCAGAGGUGUUGAUUGCGAUUUGAGGAUAUUGCCAAAAUUUCCAGUCGUUAUGGGGACUUUAGUGCAAAACAGGCAGAUCCUCUUGAGCUCGUCGACGGGCAAGCUUAACUUUUGGAGCUUGUACCGUUCUGACAUGACAAACUUUGCAGGAUGUUCCGAGUUUCACACAAAUAGAAUUUUAGAAUCCUCUUCCCCGGUGCUAGAUUCUCAGAUUUGGAGCAACUUGCAACCCGAACUCGUGGCAAGAAUUCUCGCACGCUUGCCUCUGUCAUCGCUCAUUCACACUAGACUCGUGAGCAAGAGCUGGGACAGAGAGAUUUACUCGGGGCGGGUGAUGGGUGACGGUUCUGUUCAUGAAAACCCUCGUUCGUGGCUGUUUUUAUUUGAGAACGGUGGUCCAGGAAACCCUCACAAGCUGCACGCAUUCGACCCUCUGCGAAACGACUGGCAAACCUUUACCACUAUCCCUCACUUCGCUACCGUGCAAAAAAUAGGAGGACUGUCGCUAUGUGGAGCAGCUUCCGGUCUGAUGGUGUACAAAAUUAGUGCGCUGAAGAGCCAUUUCAUCCGGUUUGGGGUCUUCAAUCCCAUAACUAGAUCAUGGAAGAAGCUUCCUCCGUUGCUCAAGCGCAGACAGAGGCCCGUCGUCAGCAUGUUCGCGGAGGGUUCUGGCUACAGAUUGGUUGUUGCUGGCGGUCUCGAGUAUGACCAGCAAGUGCUAACUACAGAGGUUUAUGAUUCCCGAACUGAAUGCUGGCGCACCACUUGCGAGAAGUUCAACAAUCUACAGAGCCAUGUCUGUGAUGAGAUUCGCACCUCCACGGCGUUUUGCGAUGGGGUGGUGUACCACAUGCGUUUCACUCGAAUGCUGUCUUUCGAUCCCAACCGAGAAUAUCAUACAUUCAUGGCUUAUGACACUAAGACCGCGAGGUGGCGACCUCUGAGAGUUCCCCUACCACCCAACCUCGUCUUCACCGGGUACCCCUCUCUCAAGCGUAUAUGGAAGGGGCGAGCAUACCUCGCAGACGUUCUCCCCCCCUAUCUGGUUGAGUCCAACGGGCGACUCCUUCUGAUUGGAUUUCGAGAAGAUCGUUUUCAUUCUGUAGUCGCAGGUAUUGGAAUCUGGGAGCUCGACCAGAAAAAGGCCUGGAAACUCGUAACCCUAAUGCCGGACACGCUCUUUGAUCAGAUGUGCCCCAAGAUUUGCAUGUCAGCUUACGUCGAUCCAUCCUCGUAUCUGAAGUACGAGCUUCAGGGCGCCGGACAUGGGGACAUUGUGUACAUCUUCCAAGCGAAUGAAGGCCAGGGGUUCGUCGUCCUGUGCGAUUUCUCACAGAGUCCUCCUGCAUGGCGUUGCAUUCGCAAUGGCAUUGUACCGAAGGUGGAGUAUUCCCAGACUUUGCAGGGGUGUGUCAUUGAUCUAAGAUGGGACACCAUGAUUUGAGGUCAUCUUCUCUUUUGUACAGACAAUUUCAUUAGGAUUUAAGGAAUUCCUCGAAAAUUAUUUAGCUGAUUUGUGUUCAUAGUUGAACCGCCUUUAGCUUACCGCGAAGAAACAACAGUUAAAAUCGGGGGGAAGGAAAUUAGACACCAAUUGUAAUUACAAGCUACCUAUCAAUUUUGUACAGGUAAACAGUAUAUCUCUGUGAGAUGAAAACGGUAGUUUAGAGAAUCGAUUAAUUAGCAGCAGCUGCGGAGCAUCACGGCUGGUUUUAAGGUUUAUCUUUAAUCAAUGUAUCAUUGGAACAGCAGUGAGCGCCGUCCAGUCACAUUUGAUCGAUGUAAACUUCUCAGAAACCCGUAUUCUACAAUUUUCAUUCUCUA
Messenger RNA from Physcomitrium patens, 2811 nucleotides. RefSeq names its product F-box/kelch-repeat protein At5g15710. Gene Ontology annotation, molecular function: protein binding. The record is from RefSeq and is a predicted model, not a curated record. Lineage: Eukaryota; Viridiplantae; Streptophyta; Bryopsida; Funariales; Funariaceae.